UACAGUCAAUAUCCCGUUUCGCAAUGGAGUCCUUUAACCAAAUAUUACUACAGUACCCGCCAUUUUUAGUUGGAGGUGUCGGAGCAACGGCGAUUGCUGCAGGAGGAACGCUAAUCUAUAGAAUUGCAACCAGGAAAAAACCAACUCAUGUCAAAGUGAAUUGUUGGUUCUGCAAUCAGGACACAAUUGUCCCCUAUGGGAACAGAAACUGCUGGGAUUGUCCAUACUGUGAACAGUAUAAUGGCUUUCAGGAGAACGGGGACUACAACAAACCCAUUCCUGCUCAACACAUGGAGCAUCUCAACCAUGGUGUUUCGGCCGGUGUCCCGGAGACACCGAAGACUCUGCAGUGGGUCAACUGUCAAAUGCUUCUGUGCAAGAAGUGCAACAACAACCAGACACUGAAGAUUAAGCAGCUGGCCUCGUUCAUCCCCAGGGAUGAUGAAAACUAUGAUGAGGAGAUCGAGGUUUAUAAGCACCACCUUGAGCAGACCUUCAAGUUGUGCCGGCCGUGCCAGACAGCAGUGGAGUACUACAUCAAACACCAGAACCGACAGCUGCGGGCUCUGCUCUUCAACCACCAGCUCAGACGCAGUCGGGAUGCUGAUAAAGCCUUUAUUAAGAACAACUACUCACUCACCACUCCUGCAUGGUUGAUCUUGCUCAGAGUCUUUGCGUUUCUCGCCUGUGCCUUCCUUGUAGCUGUGGCUUUGUCUGGAUCUGGAGAUGUGGCCUCCUCCGUCAUGCAGACCUUAAGCGGAGGAGUCACCUCACCUAAACGCCCCCUCCAAAAUGACAGUGAAAGCAAUGCUGAGGAGGGCAGCAUGAUGUGGGAUGAUCUGGUGGGUCUUCUGCCAGAAAAGGCUGUGGAGAACGCUCGACUCGUCUGGCAGUCCGGAAGCGACCAUCAGAUGGCCGUGGCCUCCGUUGGUCUCCUAACUUGCAUCACAGGUGUCUUAAUGGCAGGACCUGUCAGGUUGAGGAGGAUUGACGCUGUGGCCUCUGUGCUUUGGCUUCUGGUGAUAUGUUUUUAUCUGGCAGAGUGUUAUCUCAAGACGGACAUCCCUGAUUGGUUGGAAAUGGUCAAGUUGGGCAUCACUUCUGUGUGUUGUCUGGUGGGAUUCGCUGCCGCUGUGGCAACACACAAAUCCACGAGUCAGAGAAGAGCCAGAGCUCGCAGGUAUUUGUCUGGCAGUUCGCCUGGGCCGUACUACAGUAAUCACUGUCCCCCGCUGUCUGCACCUGUGUCUGGAUCCUCCACCUUCAUCCCAACGCCUCCCCCCAACCUGUCACAGCUGCUCAUCCGCCAGCAAAGCCACAGAACGCGCAAAGCCUCACCCUCCUCGCUCCCUGGGCGACUCAACAGGGCCCUCUCUCUGGGAACUAUCCCCUCCCUAGCACGAGCAGAUUCAGGAUUCCUCUUCAGUGGGAGUAGACCAUCUUCACAGUGUAAAGACUCUCCACCUUCAGAUUACUACUCCCUAAAAUCUGGAAGCCGACCCUCUUCUCCUGGACCGUCCCCAACCCCUUCUGUGGCAGGAUCCGUCACUUCCACCUCUAGCUCUGCCAGGCAGCGCCGGCCACUCAUCAGCCCAGCCAGACUCAACAUCAGUGGGCAAAAGCUGCAGCUCUUUAGCUCUCCUCUGGAGUCUUUUAGUUUGGCCCCACCUCCUCCCUUUCUUUCGGAGCAAAGCCACGUGCACAGCGGAGGAUUCUUGCCUGAUGUUCCACACGUCCAUUCACAGAAUCAUGGUUCACUGAUCGAUGAGGGCAGUGUGUUUGAGCAUGUGGAGAAGCGAAUGGACAGCUCCUCUGCAUCGUCAGACUGCCAUGUAGACACGACCACAGGAAAUGGAAUGGACAGCAAGCCUGGAUGGAAGGGUUUUUGGGGGUUGAAGCUUUGGCCUGGUAUACUGUUUACCAGCCUGACCAUUAACUUCACCUUUAUCUGCGUCUAUCUCUAUUACAAUUUGGAGAUGAGGAUAUAGAUCAGACCUCUGGAGUUCAGCAGUUUGACUGGUCUUUGUCACCUGUGUGCUCGGUAAAUCUGGGAUCUUUACAGGAAAUAUGUGGAUAGCAUUUCCCUUGGGUGACAACUACAACUUUAUUCUUGCUGCUGAACAAUUGUGGAGUUAAAAAAGGAGAAUAAUUGUAUUCUCACAUAAAUGAAACGACCGUGUUCCCUUAACUUGAGCUCUGUUAAAUGCAGCUGCGAUUCUACAUUAUGCCUCAAAGUAUGAUGUGAGCUUUGUAAAACAUGUUCUUGUGCGUGUUUAAUAAUUUCUUUGUGUUUUUAAACACUGGACAUGUUUUAGAUGAAUUAUUGUGCAGUUUAGUUUAACAGAAUGAUGUCUGUUGGGCAUAUAAAAACAUAACUUUAUAAAAACUUAAUUUGACAGCUUUGCGACAUAGCUGUACAUUUAAGUGUUACUGUUUAUCCUACUUCCUCAAAGGAUUAUUCUGUGUCAUGUCAUUAUCCUGAUGAUGUGAUAUUAUAAGGUGCAAUAUGUUUGUGUUGAUCUACUUUUGUCAACAUUGUGACACUGAAAGAUUUGGUUUAGCAAAUGUCUGUUACUGUGCCCAUUGAGCCUCUGUCUCUGUUUUAUGAUUUGACUCAUAAUGUCAAGGGAAACAGGAUAACAUGAAUAUUUUGUACAUAAAAUAAAAGUGUUUCAAUUACCAGAUUGAAAUAAAAUCUCCAUUGUAAUA
Messenger RNA from Cyprinus carpio (common carp), 2709 nucleotides. RefSeq names its product transmembrane protein 201. Lineage: Eukaryota; Metazoa; Chordata; Actinopteri; Cypriniformes; Cyprinidae. The record is from RefSeq and is a predicted model, not a curated record. Gene Ontology annotation, cellular component: nuclear inner membrane. Gene Ontology annotation, molecular function: lamin binding; actin filament binding. Gene Ontology annotation, biological process: nuclear migration along microtubule.